This is a messenger RNA of Pseudophryne corroboree (corroboree frog), 8843 nucleotides long. RefSeq names its product follistatin like 5 (gene FSTL5). The record is from RefSeq and is a predicted model, not a curated record. The coding region runs from base 475 to 3015 and encodes 846 amino acids. NCBI's taxonomy places the organism in Eukaryota, Metazoa, Chordata, Amphibia, Anura, Myobatrachidae. Gene Ontology annotation, biological process: multicellular organism development; regulation of BMP signaling pathway; cell differentiation. Gene Ontology annotation, molecular function: calcium ion binding; protein binding. The transcript has 16 exons.
UACACUGCAUUGCCUGUGCAGUUGGUGGUAGGGCAUGUGAAAGAUCAAGCGAAGCCGAUGCACUGGCAGGAUGACGUGUACAGCCAGGCGGGGAGGUGUGUGAGCAGAGCACAGCUGAGGGAGUGGCCAUGGCUUCAGCCUGGCUGGGAGACUGGAGGAGAGGAGUUAUACUGUGCAGGCGCUGUCCACUUAUCCGCUGGUCCUGAACUCUGCCCCCACGCCGGCUGCUGCUCCUGCCCUGCGCUGACUGGGAAGGGGAGCUGAGCGCAGCGCUCUACAGUUAACGCUACUACAGCACAAAACUUGGAUAAGAGAGAGUGCAGCGUUGCUCCCGGAAUCGCUCCAUCACUACUCGUUGGGAUUUUAUUUUCUUUUUGUUUUGCUUAAAUCAUUUCUGGAUUUGCUGCACGUUAUUUGCUUCUGGGGAAUUACGCUACAAGGUAUUUCGGGAGACUUCACCCAACGCAGAGCAAGAUGUCGUGUUGGCACAUAACUAUUCUAUUUUUGGGAUGCUUUGUCUUGCUCAUUCAAGGGAGGCCAUCAAGGGAAGAGUUCGGUGUUAAGUCCUUUCCGCCAUUUAUAAGACUACGGCAUAAGCAAGACAGAAAUCAUGAAGUAUCCAGAAACAAAGGUUUCUUUGGUCAGCAGGAUGGGCACGGAACUUGUGAAAAUAAGUACUGCGGCCUUGGAAGACACUGCAUAGUAAGCCGAGAAACUGGGCAAGCAGAGUGUGCAUGCAUGGAACGUUGUAAACCACAUUAUAAGCCUGUUUGUGGCUCAGAUGGAGAAUUCUAUGAGAAUCACUGUGAAGUUCAUAGAGCAGCCUGCCAAAGAAAUAAGAAAAUAAUCAUGGUUCACAAUGAAGACUGUUUCUUCAAAGGAGACAAGUGCAAAUCGGCAGACUACACAAAGAUGAAGAAUGCAUUACUAGACUCACAGAAUCAGAAACACAUCAUAAAGGAAAGUGAAAUGGAAAAUACAGACAGAUUAAGUCUAAGAAAAGUCUUGGUGGAUCAGAUGUUUAAGUAUUUUGAUGGUGAUAGCAAUGGACUGGUGGAUAUUAAUGAAUUAUCCCAGGUAAUAAGACAGGAGGGUUUUGGAAGAAAACUAUAUGAAUGUUCCCUAUUUGAUCUAGUAAAGUAUGAUGAUUACAAUGGGGAUAAGCAUUUGUCACUGGAUGAAUUCUACAGAGCAUUCUGGAUUGUUCAGCUGAGUCUUCCAGAAGAUCAGGCAUUAAGUUUCACAACAGUAACAGUUGGACAAAGUGUUGUUUUAAUCUGUGGAAUACAAGGAAAUAUGAGACCUCCUAUUAUAUGGAAACGAAACAACGUGAUCCUGAACAGUUUGGAUUUAGAAGAUAUCAAUGAUUUUGGAGAUGAUGGAUCCUUAUACAUUACCAAGGCUACCACAACCCACAUGGGGAAUUAUAGCUGUCACGCUGAUGGCUAUGAUAAGCUUUAUCAAACUCAUAUUCUCCAAGUGAAUGUUCCACCUGUCAUUCGAGUCUAUCCAGAAAGCCAGGCCAGAGAGCCAGGUGUGACUGCCAGUUUAAGAUGCCAUGCUGAUGGAAUCCCUCAGCCCCAACUCAGCUGGCUUAAGAAUGGAAUAGAUAUUACAACAAAAUUAUCCAAGCAGCUAACAUUACAAGCAAAUGGCAGUGAGGUCCACAUUAGUAACGUGCGAUAUGAAGACACUGGUGCAUACACUUGCAUUGCAAAGAAUGCAGCUGGAGUGGAUGAGGACAUCUCUUCUCUCUUUGUAGAAGAUUCAGCCAGAAAGACACUUUCCAAUAUAUUGUGGCGCAAAGAAGGUCUUGGAACUGGAAAUGUGUUCUAUGUGUUCAGUGGAGAUGGCAUCAAAGUAAUCCAGCCCGUAGAAUGUGAAUAUCAGAGACAUAUUAAAACCACAGAAAAAUUGUUUGGAACCCAGGAUGAAGUUUGUCCAAAGAUAGAAGGACAAGAAACUCAAAGCUGUGUUUGGGCAUCUGCUGUUAACGUCAAGGACAAAUUCAUAUAUGUGGCUCAACCUAAACUAAACAGGGUUCUCCUUGUUGAUGUUCAGGCUCAAAAAGUUGUUCAGGCAGUAAACACAGAUCCCAUUCCUGUGAAACUACAUUAUGAUAAGUCACAUGAUCAAGUUUGGGUACUUAGUUGGGGUAACAUGGAAAAAACAUCUUCAACUCUACAGGUCAUAACCCAAGCCAGUGGAAGUAUUUCACAUCAUACCAUCCACACUCAGCCAGUCGGAAAGCAUUUUGACAGGGUUGAUGACUUUUUCAUUCCUGGUACAACAUUGAUUAUCAAUCAUAUCAGGUUUGGAUUCAUAAUUCAUAAAGAUGAGCCGGCACUUUUAAAAAUUGAUUUGGAAACCAUGUCCUACAUCAAGACAGUUAGCUUAAAAGAUUAUAACUGCAUCCCUCAAUUUUUGGCCUACACUCACCUUGGAGGAUAUUACUUUAUUCGCUGCAAGCCUGAUACAACAGGAGCUAUUCUUCCUCAAGUGAUAGUAGAUAGUGUAACUGAUACUGUCAUUGGAUAUAACAGGGAUGUGACUGGCAUUCCUUACGUCUCUCCAGAUGGACACUAUCUUGUCAGUAUCGAUGAUAAUAAAGGAGUCAUGAGAGUACAGUUAAUUACAAUUCAAGGGGAAAUUCAGGACUUGUUUGACAUUCAUACUAAUCUACAUAUUUCUGAUGUGGCCUUUCAAUCAUCAUUUAUAGAAGCUCAUCAAUACAAUGUCUAUGCAAGCUCCAGCACACAAACUGAUGUGCUCUUUGUAGAGCUCUCAUCUGGAAAAGUGAAAAUGAUAAAGAGCCUAAAAGAACCAGUGAAAUUAGAAGAAUGGCAGUGGAGCCCCAAAAAUCGAAUUAUCAUUGAGAGUGGCCUCUUUGGACAAUACUUAAUGACACCUUCCAAGGAAUCAUUGUUUAUUUUAGAUGGACGACUCAACAAAUUAAACUGUGAGAUCACUGAAGUUGAAAAAGGCAACACAAUCGUGUGGGUUGGGGAGGCAUAAGAAUUGCAACUUAGGCUCUCAAUGUUUACUUUAUCUUUACAAUGAACAUAAUGUUCUUUUUUUCAACAGUUAAGCUUUUGCAACUUUAUAUAUUUUAAAAUAAUUUUGCAAAGCCAAGAAUAAUUCCACCUCCCUAUACAUUUUAGUUGUACUAAAAUGUUUACUAAUUAGCUAAAUAAAAUUAAACUUUUUGUAAUUUUCAUAAAAUGAUGCCUAAAGAAAUAAAAAUAGUAAAUGAAGUAACUGGGGAAAACAACAAUUUGACUUUAUCUAUUAACAAGUGGUUUCUGUUUGAUUAGUCUAAAAGAAAAAAAUGUGCCGUAAUUAAAAAUUUCUGUCCCAUAUUCAUUCGUGCCUUGAAUGGAAUAUUUUAUAGGAAAGAAACAAAAAAAAAAGGAAAAAAGCAUAACCUAUGAUUCUUUGGGAUCUUUUUGUGACAUAGAAAAUGUUGUUAAUUGUCAGAGCCCAAAUUUUUUGUAUAUUAUAAGACAUAUUUCAUUAUUUCUUUUUUUUAGUUCUUAUAUAUAGUUAGACAUACUAUUAUUCAUUUAAUAGGUUUAGGAAAAAAAUAUAUUUUCAUUUUUCAAGUAUCAGGGUCUGAUUUCAGGUUUAACAAAAUGUUGUAUUUAAGUAAUAUAAUGUUAAUUUUCAUGUGAAGGCAUUGCAAGGUUUUUACUUUUUGCAGUUAUACUUUAUUAACCAAUAGCUUUAUGCAGCCAUAAGUUAAUGUUUUUCAUUAAGUUUAUACUGACUUACAUCAGGCAUGUCCAAACUGCAUCCCUCCAGCUGUUGUGAAACUACAUAUCCCAGCAUGCCCUGACACAGUUUUGCUGUCAGAGAAUGCUAAAGCUGUGUCAGGGCAUGCUGGGAUGUGUAGUUUCUCAACAGCUGGAGGGCCGCAGUUUGGACAUACCUGACUUACAUCAUUCUAAGGAACAACAUUGUUCUCUAUUUCCCCUUACAGAUACAGUACAUAUAAAAACAAUCAAAAUACAUUUCUACUAUAUUAGUAAAACCCCAAAAUUGGAUUUAUGUAGAGACAUCACUUUCUAAAAUCUGACACUCCUGCACAAAAUUUCUUACAAUUUUUCCUGAAAAUAUUUUUGUUAUACUUGAGUUAGCCUGCCAUUUGAGUGGCAUGUCAAACAAUAUGAAAUCCUAAAUAAUACAAAUUUAAUGACAUUUAUAUAAAAUAUAAAUAUCAUAAAGAAACAUUGAUUUAAAUUCCAAUUCAAUAGUAGACAAUCACAAAAGGAUAAAUCAUAUUGCUAACAUUAUACUUUUAAAAACAUUGAAAAAUGUUUUUAUAUAUUUUUUUCAUUUAUUGAAGUGACAAUAUUAUAAAUAACUGCAUUCAGAAAGUACAUUUAAUUGAAUUCAUACAAUAGUACAGUGUUUCCUUUCAAUAAUAUAUCAUUUUUUUAAAUUUUACCAUAUAUAUUUUUAAUUAUGUUUUCCCUUUUAUUUUGUCUGAAAGUUUGAGAAAAAUUACAUAAAAGAUCUACAGUAUAAGAUAUCUAUGGUUAAAUGACAAAAUACUAUAGAGUUCCAUUAGGUGUACAAUUUUUCAAAUGGGAUGUCAGUUGUUCACUUUUUCAGCAACAUAUCACGUACAGUAGAGUAUCUUUCUUUUUUUAGGCAGCUGCUAGUGUGUAACAUAGUAUGUGAGUUACUUUUCUGUGCAUGCCAUUGCAUCGGAGAUUGAAUCUUCAGUUGUCACUUGGUGUUUUCAGACUUCUUGAAAACAGAAAGCAUCAAACAGGAAAAACAGGUUGUUAUAUGGUCAUUAGAAAACACUGCAGGGUUAAAUGCCAGUGGCACCACAAGGCCAGGAUUUUACCAGCUGGGUAAAAACAUACCUGUAUUUUACACUGAAAAGGGUGAGAAAGUACGCAAACAAAAUGUAGAUAGUUUAACUAGUGAAGAGAUUGAUAAACUGUUCUAUAUUGUUAUAUAUUUGAUAAUAAAACAAAAACACAGGCAAAAGUGAUUGGAUAUACAAUCAGGAAAAGUCAGGAAUCAUACAUCUGUUUCUAUUGGCCUUGGUUCCUGGAAGAUUUAAUGCAUUACAAAUAAAUAUUUAUGACAUAUUAAAAUAGUUCAGUGUGUUUUGAGCUGUGUGGUAUAUUUUGCCGACAUUCAUCAUGUCAACUUUCAUAAUGUCGGCAUGGUGGUAAUGUUGAUAUGCUUGGCAUGUUCACAUUAACCACGGAAUAAAUGUCAACAUGAUUUGAAUGAUGUUAAAAUAUUCCUGCUGGUCUAGUGGUGACUUAACUGAUUCAGCUCAUCUGAUGGCUAAAGUGGUAUCUUCCAGGUCUGGUGGUCUUCUGAUUAGGACUUCCGCCUGAUCCAUCAUCAGUUCUGAUAACCCUAACCCUCCCCUCCCGUAGCCUAAUCCUAACCUUCUCCCUAGUGCCUAACCCUUCCAUCUUAUAGCCUAACUGUAACCUCUGCUGCAGCAUCCCUACCCAAACCUUCUGGUCCUAACAGAAUGUUGACAUUUUACAUGUCAACAUUGUGAACAUGUUGAUAUUCUGCAGAUGCCUACAUGUUCAAUGUCAAUAUUUCAACAAUGUCUACAUAAUAACUGUCAACAUUUUAAAGUUGGUCUUGAAAAAUGUCAACAUUAUGACUGCAUCCUGAUGUUUGAAAUGCUACCUUCAUCAAUAGAUACAUUACACCAGAUAGAGUCAUAGUGUCAAAUACAAAUUUAAAUAUCUGCUGGUGAACCUGUAAUUUCAUCCAUAAAUCUAUAUUUGACCUUGAUGUGAUUCUUGAAAAUGGCUGUGUGUGUGUGUGUGUGCGUGCGUGCGUGCGUGCGUGCGUGCGUGCGUGUGUGUGUGUGUGUGUGUGUGUGUGUGUGUGAAAGGGGGGUGGUAUCAAAUUUUACUGAGCAAUAUCAUACUGUAACACAUUUGCUUCAAUGAAUUACAUAUUAUCAUGAAUCUGGAGCUAGAUUACUUUUUUUUCCCUUUAAAUAGCAAAUCAAACCACUCAAACUGCUCUCUUCCUGAUUGUGUAUCUAAGUGUAUUGUGUCAGUAUUUGGCAUUUGCUUUUAUUGUCUUUUUUCUGUCAAGCUCAUUUUAACUCUCAACAGAAGGACACAUUCAGGGUUUUCUGCCUGUUCUAGUGAAUUCAUUAUACAGUAGUCGGUGUUCAGAAACAGAUGUUCUCUCCAUUUAUCUGAAAUACCUGUUGUACUUUUCUAGUGCAAUAAAAUAAAUGUGAUUGUUUACAUUUUCUUCUGGUGAACAUUCUGUUCACAACGUUAAUGUUUUGUCAUCAUGUCUGUGCCCAUUUUUUUUUCUUAAUUUUAGCACUAUCCAGUAAAAAAUUAGAUUUGGUGCAAAUAUUCUAAAUUUGGUAAGGACAUAAUACAGGAAUGCCAGUAUUUUGUUUUUACAGAAACGUGGCAGUGGUAGUGUGAAAUGGUCCUUACAACAAUAUGACUUUUUCCAGUUCAGGAAGAAAAAUUUAAUCAAGAAAGAUAAUUAAAUAACCAUUCAAGAUUCUGACUGUUACAUAAAAAAGAUAUACUGUAUUAUACAAUUUGGAAUAGCCGUGCAAAAAUGGGUGUCUCAUAACUCUUGCACUUUCCUGUCUCACAUCAUGGAGACUGCAAUCAAGCACUAUUGGUUGUUUUCAAUAAUAGUCAUAUAUUUAAAAUCUGUUCUCUACACUAUAACAAAUAAUAAUCUUUGUUGUUGUUUGUAAAACAGCAGCGUGACUCGAUGUGAAGAUAAUCACUAUAUGCUACAGCAAAAAUUACUCAAUCUUUUCUCGUAGUUCCUCUGGUCAUAUUAGAUGUAUCCAAUUGUUUUGUGGAACUAAUGCUAUAUAUAUAUAUAUAUAGCAUUGCUAUUGAUAGUUGAUAUUCUUUAUUGAUUUGAUCUGAGAUUCAAAAGAACAUUAACCAAAUUAUUUUAUUUUCUAUUUUUAUUAGACAGGUAGCACUAUCAUACUUUGAACGGAACUAUUUUAAUAACCGUCAAUUGGUUAAUCUGUGUUAAAUACCUUGUAAGGAAAGUCAUUGUAAUUUAUAUAACUCCUUUAUGCUACAGUAUAAUGCAUUUCUUGGAUAUACAGUAUAAAAACAGCAGAGGUGGAGGUACUGUAUAAUACUGUCUGUGGGAGCCUAGAGUACAGUGUAUUAAAUAGGAAAGGUGGUGGUAUACAAACAUUUAAUGGGCAAAUAUAAUAUGUGAAUUAGCGUAAGCAUAUGUUCAGUAAGUUUAUGGGAGAUACAGUAUGUGAUAGAGGUGUAACAAUUCAAUUCUAAUGUUUCUGCGACAUACUGUAUAUUGCAGAAUUGGAGGGCUAGAUUAUAAAGCAUACUUGAUAUAGAAUAAUAGAGGUGGAUUAAUAAUGUGUUUGGAUUAAAUCUUAGUAUGUGACAUAGCACAGUUCAGAUCAGAGCUACUUUAGGAUCAGUGACAAUGCUAGUAAUGAGCAAGCAUGUGCAGGUUUAAAAACUUUCUGAUACUUAAAGCAUUAACUUGUCAUUAGGUUCUAUUAUUAUAUGUUAUUUUAUAUAGUUUGCUUUACUACUACUGUGCUUUCUCAGAUUUUUUCUUCCCAUUUUCUGAGACAUAAUUACUGUGGCCUCUUUAUUCUCCUCCCUUGCCCAGAAAUAAUCACUUGUAUCAUGGUUUGUCUGGUCUUUAGAGGCCUCUGAGAACUGAUAAAACAGAAAUUAAAUGGAUGCUCUCUCCCGCUCACUUGGCACUGCAGCUGUAACAUAUUGUGUAUAGGCAUCCACCCUAAGAGUUUUCUCCUACGCUUGAUAUGUAUCUCUGUGGUUGGUCCAUUAUUUUACCUGGUUAUCAGUGGAUCAAUGACAAACAUAUAUAACCGAAGGCUUAAGGAACAAUCCAAGUUAUGGCAAAAUCUUUGCCAACCCCAGCAAUAACCAAACUAUGUUCUCUACAAAACCUUAACUACUAUAUAGUCUAGAGAUACAUAUGAAAAACCGUGUCUAAAGCUUUACAUUUAUUCAGGCAUUCAAAUUGAUUAGCCACCCUUGCUCUAUGCCAGGCAUUUUUCCUAUGGCCUACACAGUAGGAAAGCUGUGACAAUGACAUACGAAUGAAUCAAACAGUGCAAUCUGAAGAGGAAGGCUAGUUGGGUUGUCAGAGUAAAGAGAUUAAAGAGCUUACGUUAUAGCUCACAACUUUCCUGUUGUGCAGACUGGAGAAACCUGCCUUAGAAGUACAUAUCCUAUUAAAAGUCAAUGUAUUAAAUGCUGUUUCCCAGAUGAGAAGCACCAUGUAGUAAAGCAGACAAAAUAACAUAAUAAGACCUGGUGUUAGAUGGGAUUAAUAUUAAUCUUUAACAAAUGUUCCAAUUUCUCAUUUAAGACCAAUAUUUAAGGCUAUUAGAAAGUAGGCUGUAAAAUAGUACUCAGACUCAGAAUGCGAGUACCAUACAUGCAAGUAGGAAUAAGAGUUGUGUGCUAAAUCUCUCUAGGACCAUAGGGUAUUUAUUGAACUAAAGUCUAUGUUAGAAUUAAUAUUAAAUUCCUUUUUUCCUUUUCUAGCUUCUAAUACCUUUCCCUUUCAUAGAUUACCAUUGUGAAUUCAAACCUUGUAAAUCUCGUACAAUUUGUGUUACUUAGUCAGUCUCUUUUACAUCUUUGUUAUGUUAUUAACACCAUGUUGAUGUUCUGUAUGUAACAAAUGCUUGAAAGAGAAUAAACCCUAAUGUUUUAAGCAAUUGUCCAUCUUUGUGAAUACUGUACCUAUAAUGUAUGCUGCAGUUCAGUUAACAGAAACAAUAUUAAGUCAUGCAGUUUGUUUAAUGUUUGCAUUAUAUUUCAUGGGCUCCAUCA